AUGGCGCAACAAAUGCAAGCAUGGCAAGUCGCCAACCCGGGCUCUUUCGAGAGCGUCUUCAAGCUCAGCGACACCGUCCCCAAACCCACGCAGCAAAGCCUCAAGGCAGGCCAAAUUCUCGUUCAAGUCUCCCGCGCCGCCAUCAACCCGGCCGACUACAAGAUCGUCGAGCUGGGCAUGGCCGCCCGUCUCAUCACCUCGUUCCCCAAGACCCCAGGCAUGGAUCUCAGCGGCCGCGUUGUCGCAGUCGCAGAUGACGUGACGGAUGCCAAAGAAGGCGAUCUCAUCCUCGCCAGGGCCACGCCCAUGAAGACUUUUGGAUCUCUGGCGCAGUUCACCGUGUGUGAGCGCGAGGGUUACAGUGUCAUCCCCAAGGAGCUUGAUCUGGAGCAGGCGGCCGGUGUUGGAACAGCGGGAUUGACGGCGUAUCAGACCAUUGCGCCGUAUGUCAAGGCUGGCGACCAGGUCUUCAUCAAUGGUGGUUCUGGAGGUGUUGGACUUUGGGGCAUCCAGAUUGCUAAGGCUCUUGGAUGCCAAGUCACAGUGUCUUGCUCAACAGGCAAGGCAGAUCUGUGCAAGAGUCUGGGCGCCGACAGUGUGAUUGACUACAAGACAAGCGACGUCCUCACCGAGCUCCAGAAGCUCGGCCAAGUAUUCAGCCUCUGCGUCGACAACGUCGGCAAUGCGCCUCCGAACUUGUACGCAUCAUCAAACGGCUUUCUCCUCUCCGGCAGCCACUUCGUCUUCGUCGGCGGCCACAUCUCAGCCAAGAGCGUUCUGAGUCUGUCGACCAACCUAGUGCGCCCUUCGUUCCUCGGCGGUGUCAAGAGCAAGUUUGUCACGUAUGCUACAGCGAACAAGCAGAAAGACCUGGACCAGUUGAGGGAUUGGAUGGUGGAGGGCAAGGUUAAGACUAUCAUUGCCGCGACAUAUUCGUUCCAGGAGGCAGACAAGGCGUUUGAGCAUUUGAAAAAAGGGUCUAGUGGAGGCAAGAUUAUUGUUCGGGUUGAGGAGUAG
Messenger RNA from Fusarium sp. VM40, 1017 nucleotides. NCBI's taxonomy places the organism in Eukaryota, Fungi, Ascomycota, Sordariomycetes, Hypocreales, Nectriaceae. The record is from the annotation of a GenBank genome assembly.